AUGAAGAGGAGGGGAGUUUGUGUGGAGGAGCAGCCGUCCUGCUGUGCUUCCUGUCAGGACGUCCUGAAGGAUCCAGUCUCUAGCAGCUGUGGACACUGGUUCUGCAGACAGUGCAUCAGCUCAUACUGGGACCAGUCUGCUCCAUCAGGACACUCCUCCUGUCCCCAGAGUGGAGAAAGAUCCAGAACCAGCAGCUGUGGACAAAGUGUUGGUCUGCAGGAGGUUCUGCAGGAACAUAAGAUGAAUCUGAGGAGGAGAUGUGAACAUGUGACUGAAGGAAGUGAUGAAGCAGGAGGUGGAAUCCUCCUGAACAGGAUCUACACUGAGCUCUACAUCACAGAGGGACACAGUGGAGAGGCUGAUGUCCAACAUGAGGUGAUGCAUCUGGAGACAGCUUCCAAGAAGAGCCUCCAUGAAACUCCCAUCAGGUGCCAGGACAUCUUCAAAGCCUUACCUGAGCAGCAGAGAGUCAUCAGAGUGGUCCUGACUAACAGCGUGGCUGGUAUUGGAAAAACCUUCUCAGUGCUGAAGUUCACUCUGGACUGGGCAGAGGGUGGAGAAAACCAAGACGUCAGUGUGGUGGUGUUGCUUCCGUUCAGGGAGCUGAACUUGAUCAGAGAUGAGCAGCACAGUCUCCUCAUGCUGCUCCAUGUUUUCCAUCCAACAUUACAGAAGGUGACAACAGAGCAGCUGGCUGUCUGUAAACUUUUGUUCAUCUUUGACGGUCUGGAUGAAAGCAGACUUUCACUGGAUUUCACCAACAGGAAGGUUGUGUCUGACGUCAGCCAGAAGUCAUCGCUGGACGUUCUGCUGACAAACCUCAUGGAGGGGAAUCUGCUUUCCUCAGCUCUGGUCUGGAUCACUUCCCACCCUGCGGCAGCCAAUCAGAUCCCUCCUACACAUGUGGACAGGUUAACAGAAGUACGAAGCUUCGCCGACGGUCAGAAGGAGGAGUACUUCAGGAGGAGAUUCAGUGAUAAAGAGCCGUCCAGCACAGUCAUCUCCAACAUGAAGACAUCCAGGAACCUCCACAUCUUGUGUCGACUCCCACUGUUCUGCUGGAUCACUGCUGCAGUUCUGGAGCACAUGUUGACCACAGAGCAGAAAGGAGAGCUGCCCAAGACCCUGACUGACAUGUUCUCACACUUCCUGCUGGUUCAGACACAGAGGAAGAAGAACAUGUACCAUGAGGGACCUGAGACAAGUCCACAGGAGCUGAUGGAGGCUGACAGGGAAGUUCUUCUGAAGCUGGGGAGGCUGGCCUUUGAACAGCUGCAGAAAGGAAACAUCAUGUUCUACCAAGAAGACCUGGAGCAGUGUGGUCUGGAUGUGACAGAGGCCUUGGUGUUCUCAGGAGUUUAGGCACAGAUCUUCAGGAGAGAGUGUGUGACGUUCCAGAAACCAGUCUACAGCUUUGUUCAUUUGAGCAUUCAGGAGUUUCUGGCUGCAGUCUACAUGUUCCACUGUUACACCAACAGGAACACUGAGGUGCUGAAGAAGUUCCUGGGAGAAGAGCGGAAUGAUCUUUAUUUUGGUGAUGAUGAUCCUUAUCUUGGUGAUUUUUGUGAUUUUGAUGAAGAUGAUGAUGAUGAUGAUGACGACAACACAGACAUCUCAUCCCUGGAUGUGUUCCUGGACAGAGUCAUGCAGAAAUCCCUCAGAAGCAGAAAUGGUCACCUGGACCUGUUUGUUCGCUUCCUUCAUGGCCUCUGUCUGGAGUCCAACCAGAGACUCUUAGGAGGUCUGCUGGGUCGGACAGAGAACCGUCCAGGAAUGGUCCAGAGAGUCAUCAACAACCUGAAGAAGAUGAACAAUUAUGUAUCUCCAGACAGAAGCAUCAACAUCUUCCACUGUCUGAUGGAGAUGAAGGAUCUCUCAGUACAUCAGGAGAUCCAAGAGUUCCUGCAGUCAGAGAACAGAUCAGAGAAGAACCUCUCUGAGAUCCACUGCUCAGCUCUGGCCUACAUGCUGCAGAUGUCAGAGGAGGUUCUGGAUGAGUUGGACCUGGACAAGUACAGAACAUCAGUGGAGGGGAAACGUAGGCUGAUUCCAGCUGUGAGGAACUGCAGAAAGUUUCGGUGA
Molecule: messenger RNA, 2082 nt
Organism: Amphiprion ocellaris (clown anemonefish)
Lineage: Eukaryota; Metazoa; Chordata; Actinopteri; Pomacentridae
Product: NLR family CARD domain-containing protein 3
Exons: 2
Source: RefSeq, a predicted model, not a curated record